Molecule: messenger RNA, 261 nt
Organism: Peniophora sp. CBMAI 1063
Lineage: Eukaryota; Fungi; Basidiomycota; Agaricomycetes; Russulales; Peniophoraceae
Source: the annotation of a GenBank genome assembly
AUGGAGGUCGCUCGGCUAGACUUCAGCCUUUGCGCUGCCAGCGACCUUCAGACGAGCGGGCGAGGUGGCGGUGGAGACUACUUCACUUUCGCGUGUCCUGUCGUGCGCGCCGUCAGUCAGGCAGCAAGAUUUUGGUUGGCUUGUGGUGAGUACUCUGUCCGACUCGACGCCCCCACUCAGACACAUCAGAAGCAUACCGUGCCCACUUUGAAUUAUCGCGCAUACGCCCGUCUACAACACAGUCUAACACAGUCUCGUUAG